AUAAUCAGAAGGUUUAUCAGUAUGUAAACAGUUUAAAUCGAAACACUUUAUUUUACUUUUGAUCAUAGUGAAAGAGAGAGGAAAUAGUUAAGGUUUCAAUUGUUUGCCACAUAAAAGCACUGAUCAAUUGAAAUCGAAAAUAAUCGAUAGAUAAAAUAUCGAUACAUCGAUCUUAAAGCUUUUUAUUUUUGCCUCACUAUUUAAUUGUACACAAUAUUAAGCGCGACCAAAGAAAAUUUUAUUUAGUUGAGUGAAAUGUCGAAGAACAAAGGAAAACGGCCUUACGGCCUGAAAGGCAAGGAAAUUGGCAUGUACUAUAAGAAAUUAUCGCAGCAGCGUAAACAAAAUUCUAAAGAGGAGGCUAAAAUUAAACUUGGAUGUGAUGUAUCGGUACCGCCAGCCAUGCUCGACCGUGUCCAAGGAUAUGUGAAGCUUUUCAAGGACGGUGUUGCAACCCAGGUAAAUGAACAGAGGUUGAAUGAGGAUUUUAAAACUCAGUUUGGGGCUUUAAUAAGCGUUGACUUUGAUGAGUUCCUUGACGAGAUGAAGAAACAGCAUGGGAAUAUGGAAAGCUUCGACAAUGAACGCUUGGAUAAGCAGUUGCUACAGAAGCAGGAAGAAGCUCAUGAGCUUAACAACAUUUUCCAAGAGCGUUAUAGAGCGCGCCUUAGACUGCCCACAAUGGCGCAGGCGGCAAACAUAAUCGAUGCGGUGGCUAACAAUCAAGUGGUGUUAAUUGUGGGCAGUACUGGUUGCGGCAAGACAACCCAAGUGCCACAAAUCUUGCUGGAUGACGCAAUUGGCAAGGGGAUUGGCUCGCAGUGUCGAAUUGUAUGCACCCAGCCGCGUCGCAUCUCAGCCAUUACCGUGGCGGAGCGUGUAAGCUACGAGCGUGCCGAAAAAAUUGGAAAAUCGGUGGGCUACCAGAUACGGCUAGAAGCCUGUAAGCCGCGCGAGCGCGCCUCCAUCACAUACUGCACCACGGGUGUGCUGCUGCACCAGCUUCAGUCGGAUCCGCUGAUGCACAACACAAGCGUACUCAUAUUGGACGAGAUACAUGAGCGCAGCGUAGAGACGGAUUUGCUGAUGGGUCUGCUAAAGCUCAUACUGCCGCAUCGACCAGCUCUAAAGGUUAUAUUAAUGAGCGCUACAGUGCGGGAGCAGGAUUUUUGCGACUACUUUGAUCAGUGUCCCAUGUUUCACAUAGAUGGUGUUAUGUUUCCCGUGCAGAUGCUUUAUCUGGAGGAUGUACUUGAGCUCACAGGCUAUCAGUUCGAUAGCAAGCGAGAGAAACGUGCCAAAUCUGCUGCCGAGCAGGCCGAGCACAGAGCCAUGAUUGAGCCUUACAUACGGCGCGUGCGUGGAAAUUUUGAUAAGCGUGUGCUGGAACAACUCCGUCUACCCGAAUCCGAGGGUUGCGACAUUGACUUUGUGUCGCAUCUCAUUUACCACAUUUGCUCAAGAGAAGCCGAAGGCGCAAUUCUAGUUUUUAUGCCGGGCUAUGACAAAAUAUCGCAGCUUCAUAGCAUUCUGGAAAAGCCACGCACAGCGUUGGGUCAGCACUGGAAAGAUCACUUACAGCUCUAUACGCUCCACUCUAUGCUGCCCUCAGUGGAGCAGCAGGCAGUGUUUGGACGCGUGCCAAGAGGCAAGCGCAAAGUCAUCAUAUCGACAAUUAUUGCCGAAACCUCUGUAACCAUCGACGAUGUGGUCUAUGUCAUCAACACAGGCCGCACCAAGGUCAGCAGCUAUGACACUGAGACAAAUAUACAAGCGUUGGAAGAAGCCUGGGUCACCAAAGCCAACACACAGCAGCGGCGCGGACGCGCAGGUCGCGUGCAACCAGGCAUCUGUUAUAAUCUGUUCAGUCGUGCACGUGAAGAGCGCAUGCCGGAGAUGCCCACGCCAGAGAUAUUACGCAGCAAGCUAGAAUCAAUAUUACUCAGUCUCAAGCUGAUGCAUAUUGAAGAUCCCUAUGGCUUUCUGCAAACAUUAAUUAAUCCGCCAGCCAAAGAGGCUAUUUCCAAUGGCUUGGCAUUGCUUAAGAGAAUUGAGGCAUUGGACAGCGCUGGUCUGCUCACACCUUUGGGCAUGCAUUUGGCCAAGAUGCCAAUUGAUCCGCAGAUGGGCAAAAUGAUGCUCAUGUCGACGCUCUUUCGUUGCUGGGAUCCUAUAAGCUCGGCGGCUGCCGCACUAUCCUACAAGAGUCCGUUUUAUACGCCGAUUGGACUAGAGCGGCGAGUAGAUGAGACCAAACGCCGUCUGGCCUGCAAUAUGCGCAGUGAUCAUUUAUGCCUGCAUAAUACAAUUUGUGCUUAUCGUGAGUGCGGUCGCGCACAACGUCAGCGUGACUUUUGCUACAAUAACUUUCUUAGCUUCAUGACACUGCAGCAGCUAGAGCGCAUGAAGCAACAAUUUGCCCAGUUGUUGCAUAACUACAAAUUUCUCUCCUCAUCGGAUUGCCAGCAUGAUAAGUCCAAUAGCAACUCGGAGAACGUGAGCUUGGUGCGCGCCAUCAUUGGAGCUGGUCUUUAUCCAAACAUGGCACACUUACACAAGGCGCGUCAAAUCAGGAAUCAAGUUAGAACUGUACACUCAAUGACUACAGACGAUGGGCGUCAUGUAAAUUUUCACCCAUCCUCUGUGAAUAGCGGUGAAGCCAGCUUCGAGUCCAAUUACUUUGUCUACUAUCAGCGACAGAAAUCAUCCGCGCUUUAUUUGCUGGACGCCACAAUGGUUUUCUCCCCCGCUCGGACUCCUCAAGUAUCAUUAACGUUGGUAAGCAUGAUAAGGGUGCCUCCUACUCGAGUAGACUACGUCAUGUACAGGGUACGAUGCGAGCCUGAGGUCAGAGACAGGCUUGAAGCACCUUGUUUGCUUAAAAAGGCACUUUAUCCGGCCCCAGUCGAUGAGAAUAGCCACGAGAAUGAAUUGAUCCGAGCCAUCGAGCUGUUGCUCUCACUGGACGAAGGCAUGGGCGAUGAGUACUCCGAUGACAUAGAUAAUAUAUAAAUUUAUAUGAUAUAUAAUAUAUAUAUAUGUAUAUGUGUGUUAUAAUUCAUCUCGAUCAGUGUUGUAAUUUAAUAAAUUUGUCUC
Drosophila busckii is the source of this 3096-nucleotide messenger RNA. RefSeq names its product ATP-dependent DNA/RNA helicase DHX36 (gene Rhau). Gene Ontology annotation, molecular function: G-quadruplex RNA binding; ATP binding; DNA helicase activity. Lineage: Eukaryota; Metazoa; Arthropoda; Insecta; Diptera; Drosophilidae. The record is from RefSeq and is a predicted model, not a curated record. Gene Ontology annotation, cellular component: cytoplasm; nucleus; intracellular anatomical structure.